AUGGCGUCGACAUCGACUUCAGCCAACGGCGGUUCGACCAAUGCGAGCAUCGUCUCGCAGCCGGUGGUCUUCACAACGCAGACACAGUACCCGCUUCCAUAUCAAAAGUACAUGAUCCCAACGACAUGGAGACGGUACCAACUAUCACAGCUCGUGAACAAGGCUCUGUCGCUCGUCAAGCCUGUUCCCUUUGAUUUUCUCAUCAAAGGAGAGAUCAUCAGGGGCUCUUUGGCUGAAUGGUGUUCUGAGCAUGGCGUCGGAGAGGAAGAAACUCUCGAGAUCGAGUAUAUCGAAUCUGUCAUGCCGCCUCAAAAAAUGUCUGAAAUCCCUCAUGAAGACUGGGUUUCAUCUGUGUCAUGCCAGUUACCACGAUACUUCCUGACAGCCUCAUACGAUGGCAACCUCCGCGCAUUCGACCUCUCCAAAAAUCUAACUGCAAGCAUACCCGCGCACCCCGCACCCAUAACCUCACUUUGUCUGGUCUCUUCCUCACUCUUAGACGAUAAUUCGCAACAAAUCGUCAUCGCCAGUGCCUCACACGAUCUCACCGCGCGUCUGACGCAAGUAGCACUAAACCCCAUGGCCAGCACAAACGAAUCAAAAGCCAUGGCCUCUCUCCACCUACAUACUGCUCCUGUCUCUUCGAUCUCAGCUAACGCCGCAGGCACCCAUGUUCUCACGGCGUCUUGGGAUGGCCUCAUUGGGUACUGGGACGCUACUGUCCCUUCGACCGACGAAGUUCCUGAGCCAGCUUUGAAUGAGAGGGAUCGCAGCAAGAAGCGGAGAAGGGUGGAAGAGGGUGAAGUCAAAGCCAAGAGGAAGGCACCUCUCUCUGUCUUCAAAUCGCACACCGCAAGGGUGUCAAAAGUGCUUUUCGCGUCAGGUGCUGGGGAGACAGCUUAUAGCUGUGGCUUUGAUUCCACAGUACGAAGAUGGGACACAGAGACAGGCGUUUGCAGUCAUACGAUUACAGCCUCAGAAAAACCGUUCCUCGACAUGGCUCUAACGCCUGAUGGCAAUAGUGCCCUAGCCACCUCCACAGACAGGAGUAUGACGCUCUACGACCUUCGCUCGUCCACCACGAUCCUCACUUCCGCGUCAAAUACUUACAUGCACCCCUCAACGCCUUCUUGCGUCGCCACGAGCGCGACAAACUCGCACCAGGUUGUUACUGGGGCGUAUGAUGGUGUUGUGAGAAUUUGGGAUCUUAGAAGUCCGAAAAGUGCGAUGGCGACUUUCAAGCCGUGGAGUGGGAGUGGUCAAAAGGUUUUGAGCGUUGACUGGAAGAGGGGAAUCGUAGGCGUUGGUGGGGAGCGUGGUUUGGAAAUGUGGAAGGUUGGGGAGGAGCAAAAGGUGUAAGUAGCAAUGCGACCCUUUGCGAAGUAAAGUUGGGCAAUCCACCUCCAUAGCAACGUUGAAUCAUGAUUGCAAUUCCUGUUAUGUGGAGCCCCCUUA
Messenger RNA from Laccaria bicolor S238N-H82, 1455 nucleotides. RefSeq names its product microtubule binding protein YTM1. Gene Ontology annotation, molecular function: protein binding. Gene Ontology annotation, biological process: ribosome biogenesis. The transcript is spliced from 4 exons. The coding region runs from base 1 to 1359 and encodes 452 amino acids. Lineage: Eukaryota; Fungi; Basidiomycota; Agaricomycetes; Agaricales; Hydnangiaceae. Gene Ontology annotation, cellular component: preribosome, large subunit precursor. The record is from RefSeq and is a predicted model, not a curated record.